Lycium ferocissimum is the source of this 441-nucleotide messenger RNA. RefSeq lists its product as uncharacterized. NCBI's taxonomy places the organism in Eukaryota, Viridiplantae, Streptophyta, Magnoliopsida, Solanales, Solanaceae. Gene Ontology annotation, molecular function: zinc ion binding. The record is from RefSeq and is a predicted model, not a curated record. The coding region runs from base 1 to 441 and encodes 146 amino acids. The transcript has a single exon.
AUGUCUCAAGGUAGUUGUUCAUCUCACGUAAAAUGUAAUUGUGGCACCAUUGCAAAACACCUCACUUCAUCGACUCCUAGUAAUCCCGGACGGAAAUUCUACAAAUGUCCGAGGCCUAAGGGUAAUUCUUGUGGAUUUUGGGAAUGGGAAGAUGAAUUAUUCCCUGAGAUUCAGUGGAAUAAUGUUCAAAAUUUGACGUCGUCGUUAGAUGCGAUCAAGAUCGAAAGGGACAAAUUGCAAGAAGAAUUAAUUGCCAUUGAGGCUAGACAUCUAAUUGAAGUGAACAAAAUGAAGGAGGAAUUAAUUGGCUUGAAGAGUAAACAACAAUUUGACUUGAAAAAAGUUCUAAACUUGGAGGAGAAACUUGCAAAUACAAGGAUGUUGCUUUUGAUUUCGUGGGGAAUAUUUAUUAGCUUUUUGGCGGCUUCCUUAAUUAACUGA